Molecule: messenger RNA, 384 nt
Organism: Protopolystoma xenopodis
Lineage: Eukaryota; Metazoa; Platyhelminthes; Monogenea; Polystomatidea; Polystomatidae
Source: the annotation of a GenBank genome assembly
AUGGGACUCGGCCAGUUUCUGUCUUGUCUAGUCGACCUGAUCAGCCCUGAGAGGAGCACCAUGCCCAGCGAAUCGGUUCAAUUUUUCGCUUUGGAAGAGACUUUGCCUCGAAGUAAUGCCAGAUUUGUCGACUCAUCAGUCGUGUCAAAGGUUGCACCCUUAUUCAACGUAAUGGCCACCGACGAGGCUAAGGAGGCGCUGAAGAACCAUAGCUCGACGGUCAGUUUGACGGGGGCAGAAGACCCAGUGUUGGCGGCACUUCAUGUCUGGAGGGGUACUCGUGACUUCUUCGACGACAGUUUGGUGCCCAGUACGUACAUGACGCCAGACACUAGGACAAUUUACACUUUGCUGCAGGUGCCCGAUGCCGAAAAGGGUGAGUAG